GGAGAACGUCGCGUCGUGGCACGGGCAGAAUCCGGAGGAUGCGAUCAUGCGCCGCAUUGAAAAGGCAAUCUCGACGGAAUUCGGGAAGCCGGUGUGCAGCUUCUGGUUUUUGCCUCGCUCGAUUCACAAGCAGUACCGCCAUUUGUCGUACGAUCGGCUAAAAGAGGACGAGGCACGAAAUAUUAAGGGUCAACAUCAAAAACCAACUACCGUCGAGCUGGGCUUCAAGUUUGAAACCAUGGCAUCGACGACAAUCCGUCUAACUGUCCCCGAGCACGACGAGCAUCGCUUUUCCUCGACCUUUGCAGGGAAAUUCGGUUUGCAAACCGGUGACUCCAUCGUUGGGCUGAUGAUCCCGCCAGGCUCCCAGCAGACCCCCGGCACACUCGAUCUCGCGGCUCCGUUCUCGAAGUUCCGACUUUUGACAAACGUGUCUCAGAUCAUCAACGCCGUCCAGAACAAGGGAAUUCCCUCGAGGACCGAAUUUUUGGUCAGGAAGGACCCGAAGCGCGCGGGAAAGAUGACGACAAGAUCCUUUGAUGAAAGCUCGAUCUUGUUCGAGCCAAGACGCCCGGAGCUGCGUUACGGUGUGGAGAAUGCUUUCCGGGGGAGAGACGAAGCUGCUGCCGUCUCCACUAAGGACGGCGAAACGCAAGCGGUAUUAACCUGGACGAGCUAUGUGUUCGAAAAACUUGAAACAGCGCCGCGCCGCCUCCGCGGCAUUCUUCCUGACCACGCGCUGCCGGACUCCGCGCACUGGCUCAGCAGCAGAGCCUUUCUCUUGCUGGUUUCCUUCUGGAAGCGGCGUGCGGUGCACAUCCGCAGCCGGUACUACCGAAGGAAUUCGGUUCGGGUUCUGGAGCGGGAGAUCGAGAAAGUUCGGGACCUGCUGAAGAUUUUUCGGCCGAAGUGCGUGCUCGUUUGGCAGUACUUUCACGAGGAAUACGAGCGGAGCGGCGAAGCUUGGGGAUCCUUCAGCGAGAACACGGCUCCCCGCGAGAAACACGAGCGCAAAGCGUACCUUGGGUUGAAAAAGCAGCACCGUGAGGGCGAACAGAUGAGGCAAAAGUUUCUGCUCAAGGAGGAAACGAGAAAGCGGCAGGAGCAGUUUGAGAAACAGAAAGAAGACGAGGAGCGGAAGAAGCGCUUUGCCAAAGCGCGGGCGAAGCUGAAGGGAACGGACAAGGUUGUCCAUCGCGAGUUCAACCAGAAAGAGGAGGAAAUCUACAUGUACGGUGGGUUGGACGGGUUCGGGGACAUGGAGAAGGCCCUAAAGAUGGUGAUGCUGGAGCGGAGCUACUUCUCGAAGGCGGAAGCCGCGGUGCUGCAGCAGAUCGGGGAUCGAAGAACGGACAUGGAGAAGGCGCUCGUGUUGACGACCGAAUUCGGGAAGGGCUUGGAAAAUCUGACAGACAUGCAACGGGCUUUUUUUGCGGCGAACCAAAAAGCGCAAAACAUCAAAGAAGUUGACAUGUACGAAGGGGAUCAUUUGGCCAGUUUCGUGGGGGGUGUCUCGUCGCCUUCCGCGAGCGAGGAGCAAGUGCAAGAUGAGGAUGUUCUUGACGCGACCUCUUCAGACUCAGAGGGCCUUGCAGGAGGACUUAACGACCUUGAUUCACCUCGUUCUUCUGGUCGUACAGGUGCGAGAGAAGUAGAUCUCGCUUCACCGGUUGUACCGGUUGCGUCUGCUCCGCAAACACCUUUGCGGAAUCCUCGUGAAGGUCCUCCUCUAAUCGCCACUCCUGCAGACAGGGCAGCUUCAUCCAACAACUCCAGCACAAGCAAAGACUCAAUCAUCUUCGGCGGCGUUACACCGCCUGCCAGUGCUGCGAGAAGCAGGCGAUCACGGUCGCUGGGUCGCUCGAGUGGAGGCUAUGUCGGCGCCGUCUCGCCAAUCAUCGCAGCUCAGGAAAAUGACUUUGCAAAAGGUACUAUGCUUCCUGAUGCGGAAGGUAAAAAUUGCGCCAACGCUGUUCAUCCUUCGAGGGGCGAGCCUAACCCUAACGCCAGCGAGAAGACGCAGCUUCGUCCUCAAUUUCUUUUCUUCGACGACACCACUGCUGACGCACAGAAUGCUCAGCAACCUGACGGACAGAUCCUCGCUACGGAGGCUGCCGGUACCAACGGAGUUGAUCAGCCUCAAGGUCCACCAAGCCCUACCGCAGAACCGAAUCCAGCAUCGCCACAGCAGCAACCUCCAGGCGAACACGCAGAGCAGCAGGCGGCGAACGGGGGCGCUACAGUUACAGACCACGACGGAGAGGUCGCGGCCCUUGAGCAGGAGGAGGCGGAGCAGAUCGAGCAGCAGGGCCAGAAGAAAACCAGACCGCCGAAGGAGUUGCCGGUGACGUGUGACAAGCAGCGACCGAACAUAGUCACGUCGAUCACCGUGCCGGCGCACAACGUGAUGCACCUGGACGGCAAUGGCGCGACGCUCCGCACCGCAAUUCCCGUACACAUUGACCUCGAGAGCGCGUUGGAGAAGCGGAUGCGAUUUGAGCUGGAAAAUUUGAGGGACCGACUGAAGAAGGGGCUCGACCGACACAAGAUGCGCUUAACGAAAGGGCCGCGGGAACGCAAGAUAAAUUGGAAUCUCCCGGACGAACCCGAGUCUUACAGCGAAAGCUCCGUCGACGAAGACUUCUUUGCGACAAAGCCGCCCUCUAGCGGCGCAAAAGACAAGGAAAAGAAGAAAAAGAAGUCCAGCUCAUCAGCCGACAAGGAGGACAAAAAAGCCAAGGACAAAGAGCGAGGUAGAAAAGAGCCGGUGAAAAAAGAGAAAGGCGACCAGUUGUUUCGGAAAGACAGUAAGGGCAAUACCGUGCCGGUCACGGACGCCGAGCACUUGGAGGACAAGGCGAACGUCUUCCGUCUUCGCGACGGCGUGUAUGUGGACCCGGGUGUGGAUAUUUUGAAUCCCAUGACCUUCUUCGACCGCCUGCCGUUUGCUCCCAACGACGACGAGGCGACGGACGACCUGGCGUUGCUGCACUCGUUCGGGAAAAGACUCUACAAGGACUUUUCGAAGGGGGAAGACACCAUGAACGCGUCCUUGCGGAAAUCGAAUAGAAUCAUGAAGGAGGAGAAAAAGCAACAGAAAAAGAUUCUUGAGCAGGACAAAAGGGGAGGAAAAAGCAAGGACGCCAGAGGUGGCUCGACAGAACCGGAUGUUGAUAAUUCAGCAGGUGAGUGAAUAGGCUAUAAAAAUUCCGUCGUCCUCGUUGAAGAUGUGGCAACCCGUGUCAUGGACAUGGUGUCAAGGUCAGCGGCGCUGGGUUCAUCCGACGCCGAACGAGCAGCCGGAAGUCAUGUUCCACCGUCGAAAAAGACUGUUCUGCAGCCGAGGCGACAGGCUUUCGUCAUGCGGCCACUGCUCCGCGGAAUGGCGUUGCUUCGUGCAGGCCAACCUGUACGCUCGCUCCGAGCAGGCGUCGCCGUGCGGCGGCCCUGCGUUUGCGGAAGCAGAGACGUCUGGGCAAGGGAGCGGUUAAGCAGCGCAGGAAGAAAAUAUGAGUGAGUCGACAUAUUAUGAAACUCAGAGUAAGGAGAAGGACCACGAGAAAGCUUAGGAAGCAGCACAGAACCUCCGCGUGAACGAUGCUGGACAGAUACGGCCUUAGAGUCCGUGAAAAGGAAUGGCAGCAAGAAUGCAGCAGGACGAGAUGCGACUGACCGAAGAGAGUGGGUUGUUUCAGUUGGUAUGGGCAUGGGACGCGUGCAGGUUGACCUUGCGUAAGUACGAAAAAGUGAGAAUCGAAGCAGAAGGGAUUCCGCUCGGAACAGAGUGAUGAUCGCCAAAGAAAGUAGCGGACGCACUACAUGUCUUUUUCUCCCCAAAUGGAAAAGAAAUGAAAAAACCCACGCAAGAUGAAAGCUGAUAAAGAAAGGAAUCAAUGCACAUUCGAGAUUCCUUGCUCAUGUUCUCCCCGAUCAGGAGGACAAGCUCGUCGCGCCGCCAUUCUCAUGAUUCAUCAUAAUCCGCAAG
Molecule: messenger RNA, 3985 nt
Organism: Amoebophrya sp. A120
Lineage: Eukaryota; Dinophyceae; Syndiniales; Amoebophryaceae
Source: the annotation of a GenBank genome assembly